Molecule: messenger RNA, 3496 nt
Organism: Amblyraja radiata (thorny skate)
Lineage: Eukaryota; Metazoa; Chordata; Chondrichthyes; Rajiformes; Rajidae
Gene: st3gal3a
Product: ST3 beta-galactoside alpha-2,3-sialyltransferase 3a
Exons: 12
Coding region: 318-1505 (395 amino acids)
Molecular function (GO): sialyltransferase activity
Source: RefSeq, a predicted model, not a curated record
CCGUACAUGCACGGAUGAAGAGGCGCUCCGUGGGCGCUGUGGGCUGUGUUGCGUUUAGUUGCGACUUGGCGAGAGGGGAAACGGCUCAUUGCUCGGACUUUGCGAGACGGAGCGAAGACUUGGGAAGGACCAGGCAUUAUAAGCAGCCGGCGCGCAUGCGUUCGUGCCCCCCUGCGUACCACCCAGAGAUAGACAACAUGAGGCACCCGGACGGAGAUGAUUCGGGCGCCGCUCUACCUGGAAUGUGUCUCUGAGGAGCUUCGCGCCGUGAGGCAUGAGACGGAUGUGUGCUGUAGAAUUCUAGGAAUAAUGUGAAGAUGAGUUUUCUGGGAUCUGUCCGCAAUUUGUUGCUGGCUGUUUGUCUGAUGUUGGUCCUUGGAUUUCUGUAUUAUUCUGCUGGGAAGUUACACAUGCAUGGAUGGGGUCAGGAACCACAAUAUGAUCGACUGGGAUUUCUGCUGAAGCUUGAUUCCAGAAUGGAACUGGAGAAAUCAGUAGUGGACAACAGAGGAGAUGGCUGUGCCUUUGCUGAUAUCCAGAAAGACAGACUUUUUUCUCCCUGCCUCCCCACAUUGAACUACACUCGCUCAGCAGAAUUGAACUAUAAAAAUGGAAAUGUCACAGAAGGUGGCUGCAGAAAAGGAUAUGCCUCUGCACAGAUGACAGCAAUAUUUCCAAAAUUCUCAAAACCAGCACCAAUGUUUCUUGAUAACACCUUUAGGCGAUGGUCAAAACUGAAAGAUUUUGUUCCACCAUUUGGAAUCAAAGGACAAGAAACAGUUAUACAAAAAAUACUGGGAAUAACAAAACACUUCACCUUGACUUCACACCUGGAUAGUUUAAGCUGCAAACGCUGCAUCAUCAUGGGCAAUGGAGGAAUAGUGGCUAACAAAUCUCUUGGCCCAAGAAUUGAUGAAUAUGAUGUUGUCAUAAGACUUAAUGAAGCCCCUGUGAAAGGAUUUGAAAAAGACGUUGGCACAAAGACAACCAUUCGAAUCACAUAUCCAGAAGGUGCCAUCCAGAAACCCACACGAUAUGAGAAGGACUCGCUAUUCGCAUUUACUGGAUUCAAGCCUCAAGAUUUCAAAUGGUUGAAAUACAUUGUUUACAAAGAAAAAGUGAGUCCUUCAGAUGGCUUCUGGAAGUCCGUUGCCACAGUUGUCCCAAAGGAACCCAAAGAGAUCCGAAUUCUGAAUCCUUAUUUCAUCCGUGAAGCAGCUUUCACAUUUAUUGGCCUUCCAGUCAACAAUGGAAUGAUGGGUCGUGGGAAUAUACCAACACUAGGCACAGUUGCAAUAACAAUGGCAUUGCACAAUUGUGAUGAAGUGGCAGUCGCUGGGUUUGGUUAUGAUAUGAAUGCUCCAAAUGCACCUCUACAUUACUAUGAGAAUGUUAAGAUGUCAGCAAUCAAAGAGUCUUGGACUCAUAAUAUUGGAAAAGAAAAAGAAUUCCUUAGGAAAUUGGUGAAAGGACAAGUGAUCACAGAUUUGACAGCUGGGAUCUGAGACGACGUUAUUUCAAUCCCAAAAUGAAAUUGGGGAAGAAAAGGCAAGCAUAAAGAAGAACGUCCUGUGGACUCUGCAGAAAUUCAGCUGAGUAUGAGGAUAAAGCUAUACCAAACUACAGGGGAGUCUGCACAUCUCUAAAUAAAACCUGUCAUUUUGCAACAACACUAUAUUGAGGACGGGGGGGGGGGGGGGGGGGGGACGGGGCUGGAUUUUGUAUAGAUACAAUUUAUUGCUCCACCUAAGUGUGCAAUGACAAAAGUAAAGAAACUGAUAAUCGUGCCAUAAUUACCUCUGGAGAAAGAAAUGCAACAGGAUUGUUGAGAUAUUUCUCUUUUUAUAGCUUGAAUGUAAAGAUUUUCAGAAGUUACGUAGACAAACACUUUUACAUUGUGUUAAGUUUUAAUUUAAUAUUUCCUCUCAUCUGCCCAAAACCCAUGAGACUGAUGGUUCCGUCCCAGACUGUCGAUUAAUUGCUGCUAUUCAUUUUUGGAGGUAGAGGAUUUUUUUUUUUUUUUUUUUAAAAAGGACUUUUAUCUGGACGAAAUAUUUGUCAGUGCAGAACAGAUGCUGUGAAAGCGCUUAAGUAUGAUCAGCCUUUCAAUUUCAAGAGCAGAAGAUAGUGUAUUACGAGUAAAACUUUGCUGUGUCAGUGCUGUUAUCACUAGCGUGUGCAAUGAUCGGAAGACAGUAGUCCCACGUGUGGCUUUAAUAACUGGACCCAUAAACUUGAAACAUAAUCAAACCUUCAGCAAGUGCACAAUCUGCUUGGAAAGCAUUUUUUUGGUGGAACAAGCAGAUCAUGUUAGAACAAAAAGUCAGAGACAACUGUUCCACGUGCUUGCCUUGUGCCACAGUAUUAUCGAUUUUAAUUGUGUUGCUGGUUCUUGUUAUGCCAUCAUCAAAAACCACCAUUCAGAAGUUUGAAAGAGUACAUCUCGCAUAGCUGGACCUACGUUUAAUACAGGAAGAGCAAGCAAACUAAAUGAGAUGGUGUUAUCUCACUACCAAUCAACAAACAUUGACCAGCAUCACCUUCAGCUCAUUUAUAGCAGAAAAUAACAGUUUUUAUUUUUCUCAAAGACUUGUACUUUUAAAAUGCUUUUUUUUUUCUUAUCGUUAAUUGAAUGAAUCACAGUAAUGUGGAGUAGAAAUGGCGAAUAGAAAUCAUAGUUUGCUCUGGUACUAAUAUGACAAAUGUUUUAGAAAUAUUCUGUUAAACACAUUAAAGGUUCAUGUUUCCAGCUUGUUGAUUUGCCUUGCCAGGUUUGACAUGUAAUUGAUACUCGCUCACAUGGGAUUUGAAUGGAAAUUAACUUGGAUAGCAGUUUACAAUAACUAGUUUGGAAGAGCUCACACUCCAUUUGAAAGACAUACAUGUUGCUUGAACCCACUGCACUCCAUUAUCCAAUUUGUUUUUGUUGCACAUAAAUGUACCUUCUCGGCAGGUGUCAGACUUCUGCUUUCCCCCAUUUUUCUAUUAUACAGAAAAAUGGUAUGGUGAUUAUGAAACAGAAUGCACUGAAGGAUGCUAUUAAUGAUAGAUGCAUUAAAGUGUUUGUCAGCCAUGAGAUUCAAAUACUAUUCUUGAACAUUAGUCAUCCUGCACCAAAUUUACUCCAGUUUAUUUAAAUAGGUGAUGCUUAUUUGGUCAAAUUGAAAAUAAAACCACCAACAAAAUGAAAUGUAAUUAAUUCACUAUUGUAGCUAUUCCAAAUGCUAACUCUUACCUUUCAUUACUACUCAUUGUCACCAAGGUAUUUCAAAAUGAUUUGGAAGAUAUUUUUGCCCACAUUGUGCUAAUUUUCACAAUGCCCACUCUUCCAUCAGUCCACACAAACAUACCUGUCUGGGUGAAUUCAUUCUGGAUUUGUUAAGGAAUGUGUGUAACAUUUAGAUGGCUUUAUUAUUGUAUUGAUUCAAUGUGAUUAUAUUGCUGCGUCACAAUUAUGGAAGAUUCAACCUUCUUCAGGAACCACGAUUUAAAAAAA